Messenger RNA from Asparagus officinalis (garden asparagus), 735 nucleotides. RefSeq lists its product as uncharacterized. The transcript is spliced from 4 exons. The record is from RefSeq and is a predicted model, not a curated record. The coding region runs from base 45 to 512 and encodes 155 amino acids. Lineage: Eukaryota; Viridiplantae; Streptophyta; Magnoliopsida; Asparagales; Asparagaceae.
GAGAACUUUCCAACAGCCUCAUUAAUUUGGUAUAAUUAAAUACUAUGGCUCCAUCUCUCAAUGUCAAGCACUUUUGCUUUGCCAUAGCUAUGCUCACGCUAGCCACACCUUUGUGCAAAGGACAAUCUGCCCAACCACAAGACUCGGUCCAAAUCGUCGCCAACGCUGCACUUUGUUUCGAUAACAAGACCGUUAUUAUGAACUGUAUAUCAUCGGCAGCAAUGCUUGCUAAUGGAAGUUUAAACCCGAACUCUACUUUCUGUCAAGGGCCUUGUUAUGGGCAUGCGAUGCUGAUGGUGAACUGCUUGGAUGGAAUUUUCACUAACUUUCCAUUCUACAACGCCGGUUUGUUUCAAGGAGUGAGGGCAAUCUUUCAGGUAUCCUGCGGGAAAAAUAUUACAGGUAGUUCAAGUGAGAACAUUGUGGCAACUAGCCAUGGAGGUGGGCUGGCCAUUCCUGUCGAUUUAACAGCAUACGUUUCCAUGCUCCUAGCUUCUGUUUUCCUCUUCUGAUGCUCCUUUAACAUAUUUACCUUUCCAUUAUUAAUUAUUCAUGUAGAAGAAAUGUGGUAACUACGAGAUGGCAGUUUUCUAAUUGUCGAAAAAGACUGCAGGUUCUUUGUUUAUUCUUUGUGUUUUAUUUACCGGGUCUACUGGUAAUUUCUUUUUCCUUGUGAGUAUUCUAUUCAUUGUGUGAAGAGAUUUGCAAAGGAUUGAAGUAUCUGAUUGUCAACAA